AUGGUCGAAGACAAGUAUAUCGGACUGGCGUUAGCCGUCGCCUCUACGCUUGCGAUAGGCACGAGUUUCGUAAUCACAAAAAAAGGCUUGAUGCAAGCGAGUCAACAACAUGGCUUUGAAGGAGAAGGCUUCGCAUAUCUGAAGAGUCCGGUGUGGUGGUCUGGAAUCAUCACAAUGGUUAUUGGCGAAGUUGCCAACUUUGCAGCAUACGCAUUCGCACCGCCGAUUCUAGUAACGCCGCUAGGAGCCCUCAGUGUACUCAUUGGAGCGGUACUAGGAUCAUAUUUCCUCGGCGAGAACUUGGGCACGCUGGGCAAACUUGGAUGCGCAAUCUGUCUGAUCGGAUCCGUCGUCAUUGUGCUACACGCCCCACCGGAUAAAGAGGUGCAGACGAUUGAUGAGAUUCUCAAUUACGCUGUUCAACCUGGCUUCCUUUUCUACGUGAUUCUGGUCAUCGUCUUCUCGACUGUCAUGAUCUACCGCAUAUGCCCGCGCUACGGACGCAAGAACCCGCUGAUUUACAUUUCCAUCUGCAGCACAGUCGGUUCCGUCUCCAUCAUGGCCGUCAAGGGUGUCGGUAUCGCCGUCAAGUUGACAUUUGCUGGUUACAACCAAUUCACCCAUCCCAGCACAUACGUCUUCAUCCUUGUCACGGUUGUCUGCAUUCUGACGCAGAUGAACUACUUCAACAAAGCUUUGAGCCAGUUCAACACUAACAUUGUCAACCCGCUAUACUACGUCACUUUCACCACCUGCACCCUUGUCGCAUCCUUCAUCCUCUUCCAAGGCUUCAACACCAGCGAUGCCGUCAACACAAUCUCGCUCCUUUGUGGUUUCCUCACAAUCUUCACUGGUGUCUAUCUCCUCAAUCUGUCGCGCGAAGACCCCGAAGGCCACGGCCAUAUGCAACUGAACGGAAACGGCAGCCGCUACGACCUUGAUGGCAUUCCCACAGAUCCUAUGUCUGGUCCUCUGACCCGUCGCUCUAUGCAAGCCCGCCGUAGCUCCGAUGCACACCGCCGCUCGAACAGCCUCAACUUGUCGUUUGCUGGCAGAAGAUCUGGUGAUCGUGACCGAGAAGCCUUGAUGCACAACUACGAUAUUGAGGCCACCAAUGGCGGUUUCAGCCUCGGCGACUUGGCCGAAAGUGACGAAGAGGAUGCACCGCGGCAGAAUGGAAAAGCAAAGGUCUCACAUGAGCGUCUCAGCUUCAAUAAGACGGGCAGGCACUGA
Molecule: messenger RNA, 1233 nt
Organism: Aureobasidium melanogenum CBS 110374
Lineage: Eukaryota; Fungi; Ascomycota; Dothideomycetes; Dothideales; Saccotheciaceae
Product: DUF803-domain-containing protein
Exons: 7
Coding region: 1-1233 (410 amino acids)
Biological process (GO): magnesium ion transport
Cellular component (GO): membrane
Molecular function (GO): magnesium ion transmembrane transporter activity
Source: RefSeq, a predicted model, not a curated record